Messenger RNA from Synchiropus splendidus (mandarinfish), 9929 nucleotides. It is a transcript of the gene ago2, whose product is annotated as argonaute RISC catalytic component 2. Gene Ontology annotation, biological process: regulation of DNA-templated transcription; regulatory ncRNA-mediated gene silencing. Gene Ontology annotation, molecular function: endoribonuclease activity, cleaving siRNA-paired mRNA; protein binding; RNA binding. The transcript has 20 exons. The record is from RefSeq and is a predicted model, not a curated record. Gene Ontology annotation, cellular component: RISC complex. Bases 376 to 2988 code for a protein of 870 amino acids. Lineage: Eukaryota; Metazoa; Chordata; Actinopteri; Syngnathiformes; Callionymidae.
GCUGCUGUGAGCCAUUCAGCUGACCAGUUGGGGGUCGCUGAGGUAGUUUCUUAUCAUUCGUUUGAACUGGACACGCGGUCACGCCCGCUGGAAGGGGGCGAAACAGGAAGUACAUAAGAGAGAGCUCUCCCGCCGUCAUUCGUCUUGGCUCUGGGCAACCGUUCGCUGUGUCUGGGGGGAUGGGGCUCUGCUGAGGAUGAGAGACUCCACAUAUUUACUGCUUGGAUAACUUCAAUAUCGCUCUUUUCCCUCUUCGGUUCCCAUUCAAGCCUGCAUCGACGGACGCUCUCCCACCACGGAUGAGUUUAGAUCGCGUUUAACGAACGUAAAGUGGAGUGUUUUUACGUCCACGGCUCGUUUGAAAAAGUCGACGACAUGUAUUCCCCCGCUGGAGCCAUCGAGAUGCCGGAGGGACCUCGCUCUUCUGGGUCAGCGAGUUCUGACCCACCAUCAUCCCCGGUUCCUGAGUAUGUGUUCAAACCGCCAUCGCGGCCUGACUUUGGCACCAUGGGAAGGACAAUCAAGCUACAAGCCAACUUCUUUGAGAUGGAAAUCCCCAAACUCGAGGUUUACCAUUAUGACAUCGACAUCAAGCCAGAGAAAUGUCCCAGAAGGGUCAACAGAGAAAUUGUGGAGCACAUGGUCCAGCACUUUAAAACACAGAUCUUUGGAGAUCGGAAACCAGUGUAUGAUGGAAGAAAGAACCUGUACACUGCUAUGCCCUUGCCCAUUGGCAGAGAGAAGGUGGAGCUGGAGGUGACAAUUCCAGGGGAAGGCAAAGACCGCAGCUUCAAAGUGUCGAUCAAGUGGGUGUCCUGCGUUAGUCUGCAGGCGCUGCAUGAGGCCCUGUCAGGACGACUGCCCAGCGUCCCUUUUGAGACAAUUCAAGCACUGGAUGUGGUCAUGAGACAUUUACCAUCCAUGAGGUAUACGCCAGUGGGACGCUCCUUUUUUACCCCCUCAGAAGGAUGCUCCAAUCCCCUUGGUGGUGGCAGAGAAGUGUGGUUUGGUUUCCACCAGUCGGUCAGGCCUUCACUUUGGAAAAUGAUGCUCAACAUUGAUGUUUCUGCUACCGCAUUCUACAAAGCUCAGCCAGUCAUCGAGUUCAUGUGCGAGGUCUUGGAUUUCAAAAGCAUCGAAGAACAACAAAAGCCCUUAACUGACUCGCAAAGAGUGAAAUUUACAAAAGAAAUAAAAGGUUUGAAGGUUGAGAUCACUCACUGUGGACAGAUGAAGAGGAAGUACAGAGUCUGCAAUGUAACCAGACGACCAGCCAGCCACCAAACGUUCCCCCUUCAGCAGGAGAACGGCCAAACCAUUGAAUGCACCGUAGCGCAGUAUUUCAAGGACAAGUACAAACUCAUGCUGCGAUACCCUCACCUACCCUGCCUGCAGGUUGGACAGGAGCAGAAGCACACUUAUCUUCCCCUGGAGGUUUGUAACAUUGUGGCCGGACAGCGCUGCAUCAAAAAGCUCACUGACAAUCAGACUUCAACCAUGAUCAGGGCAACAGCCAGAUCGGCUCCGGAUCGCCAAGAUGAGAUCAGUAAAUUGAUGCGAAGUGCCAACUUCAACACGGAUCCCUACGUUCGUGAAUUCGGAGUGAUGGUGAGGGACGAGAUGACGGAAGUCAACGGCAGAGUUCUCCAAGCACCUUCUAUCCUGUAUGGAGGCAGGAACAAAGCAAUAGCUACUCCCAUCCAAGGGGUGUGGGACAUGAGGAACAAGCAGUUCCACACUGGCAUCGAGAUCAAAGUGUGGGCCAUCGCAUGUUUUGCACCGCAGAGGCAAUGUACAGAAAUCCUGCUCAAAGCUUUCACAGACCAACUUCGUAAGAUUUCCCGUGAUGCAGGGAUGCCCAUCCAAGGUCAGCCUUGCUUCUGCAAGUACGCUCAGGGGGCAGACAGCGUGGAACCCAUGUUCCGACACCUCAAGUACUCGUACCAAGGCCUCCAGCUGGUUGUUGUCAUCCUGCCAGGAAAGACUCCUGUUUAUGCUGAAGUCAAGCGUGUUGGAGACACGGUCCUCGGCAUGGCCACUCAGUGCGUGCAGGUCAAAAAUGUACAGAAGACGACUCCCCAGACUCUGUCGAACCUCUGCCUGAAGAUCAAUGUCAAGCUGGGCGGCGUCAACAACAUCCUCCUCCCGCAGGGCCGGCCUCUGGUGUUUCAACAGCCUGUGAUCUUCCUUGGCGCCGACGUGACUCAUCCACCUGCAGGAGAUGGAAAAAAGCCUUCGAUUGCUGCUGUCGUAGGUAGCAUGGACGCCCACCCCAGUCGGUACUGUGCCACAGUACGAGUGCAGCAGCACCGCCAGGACAUCAUCCAGGACCUGGCCACCAUGGUGAGAGAGCUGCUGAUUCAGUUCUACAAGUCCACCCGCUUCAAGCCCACCAGGAUCAUCUACUACCGGGACGGCAUCUCCGAAGGCCAAUUCCAUCAGGUACUUCAACACGAGCUGUUGGCCAUUAGAGAGGCCUGUAUCAAACUGGAGAAGGACUACCAACCUGGUAUCACCUUCGUUGUGGUUCAGAAGAGACACCACACCAGAUUGUUCUGCACUGACCGCAAUGAGAGGGUUGGGAAGAGUGGCAACAUUCCUGCAGGCACUACAGUGGACACCAAAAUCACCCACCCUUCAGAGUUUGACUUCUACCUUUGUAGUCACGCCGGUAUUCAGGGCACCAGCAGGCCGUCUCACUACCACGUGCUCUGGGACGACAACCACUUCUCCUCAGAUGAACUGCAGGUCCUCACCUACCAGCUGUGCCACACGUAUGUGCGCUGCACUCGCUCCGUUUCCAUUCCAGCACCAGCGUACUACGCCCAUCUGGUGGCUUUCCGAGCUCGCUAUCACUUGGUGGACAAAGAACAUGACAGCGCUGAGGGAAGUCACACGUCAGGCCAGAGCAACGGUCGAGACCACCAGGCGCUGGCCAAAGCCGUGCAGAUCCAUCAGGACACCCUGCGCACCAUGUACUUUGCCUGAGAGCUCAAGUCGCCGUGGGUGAGACCCACUGAUGGGACACACUACCCUUCGCCGUUAGCUGUAGUGUCACAGUGGUUUUAUCAUCAUCAUCAUCUCACUCUCCUGCAUGCCAACACUUGUACUUCAGACACGAACAGGGGAAACUCCCAAAUCACAAGAACCAAAAACUGGACUGGAAAACGUUGUUAAAUUCCUGUUUUUCGCUGUAGUUUUGUUCAUCAGAACCUAUGAAACCAUACAAGAAUCAUGGAUUUCUUACCUGACCAGUACCACCGCGGUUUGUUUGUAAUUUUGAACAAACCCACAACGCCCCCCCCGUCGCCGGUCACCACAAUGGUCACAAGUGUGUGUCUUCACUUACAAACAUUAUUUAUCAGCCAACGGAAGCAAAGUGCACUGACAAAGCAUGGGUACUUGAAUCAGGACUAAAGUACUUAACACGUUCAGGAUUGGUUGACCUUCACAUAGGGCACUAUGUGAUGAAAGUGCCAUUUGUUUUAAACCGACUCUGUUCUCAUUUCUGUAAGUCUCGAACCAUGUCACCUGCGUCUGUUGGGUUUCAGUAUUUGUCCUUCAUUUACACAAUUGCAUUUAAUGCCAAAUCUGUCAAAGCGCAGAAGCGGCGAAAUUGACUCUUGAACCAACAUUUAGUUCUUUCCGCGUAUAUUAUUCUUGUAGCUUUUGAAAGAACUCCUUUUUUUUCCUCUCCUGUUCAGCCCUGUGCAGGAAACACGAUUGGGACUGGCUCCCAACAAGGAUAUCUUUUUAUGUUCAACCUUGAGCCGCGAUCAUGACACAUGAUGUAGAAAUCAAUGUAGAGGAAUAAUGAAAUCAUUUUUUUGCUCACUUCUCUUUUCUCGUCUUUUAAUUUCAAUCAUAUUGGUAAAAUAAUAUGCAUGUAGAGUGUGUUGCCGUUUUUACUUCAUACGUUUUAAUGUAAAUAGCAGAAGGCUAGUGUUUUUUUUUUUUGGUCCUUAGAUUGUGUGUAUGUGUGGGGUUUCCAAACGCAGGCUCUUGGUACAAAAUGGCAUCGCCUGUAUGACUUUUUGAGCCAACUGAUUUUAAUACCCCCCCCAAAAAAACUUCAUUUUUAUUGUUUGUUCCAUGAUCUAAGAGCAAACAUUGUGGUUUGUGCACACAAAAGUUUGAGUUUUCUAUAACAGAUGUGGUAUAUUUUGCAUAAUGACGACAUCCAAAUGAGAUUUUUCAUAAUGACGGCCCUUUACAGUCAAAAUGCAUCAUUAUUUGUACACUGAUCAGAUGAAAAAAAAAACAUCCAUUUUGCCUUUAAAUGACCGGCAACGGUCUGACUAAUAAUUCCAUAUAUUUCUAAAUAACCCGGUGUACAUUUACUACCAAGCAGGCCGGCGAAUGUUUCUAGUUUUUCUAACUAUGCAGAAUUUAUAACAAAGAGAUUUAGGAGAGAGGCGUCUCAUUUUUAAUCAUUUGUACCAGGUUGAUAAUCAGGGCUCUAGCCUUGUUUUUAUUUUUAUUUUAUCCGCUCGCUGUAUUCAGUAGCGUUUCUUAGUUCUAUAUUGUCUUUCUGUUUAUGGAGAAGCCCUGUACGAUUUCAAUUGGAUUUUAAGAAUCUCAUUGGCACAGCGUGUUUCCAAAAGCCCGCAAGUCUCCUGCUGUUAUAUAUAUGCCUGUAGCAUUCGUUUCUUCAAAUCGAACCCCAAAUCGUACACUGGUGACGGCAGGAUCAUUUUUCUAUUAGACGCGUCCUUUCGUAACCCGCUUUUUUUUCCAUAGCCAAACAAGAUUAUAAAUGUCAAAUAUUCGCAGACAUAGAAGCACAAUGACACAUUUGAGGUGCUAUUCGUUUUCAGUCAAAGCCUCACUGGACUGUAUCUCAUGGCUUUCUAAGAACAAUGUUGGGCGGAAUGUGCUUAAGGAAUCUCUUGACAAACCUGGCUCGCCCCUCCUCCUCCCCCCCACACCCCGCCUUUUUUCAACCUUUUGUAGUCGUCUCCUGUAAAGCAGCUAGAAAUCCGACUGACUGUGUUUGUGGGGCAUUCUGAAAAAUCAUGUACUUGAUAUUUACUGUUGAUGUCAACGUUGUUCCUCGGUGCUGGUCUCACAACGUGUAAAUUUGGAUGCACUUUUGAUAGCAGAACACUUAGCAUGGAUGUGUGUUCCCCUGUAGAGAACGGGAGCGGCCAUAUAGUGCGACACUGGUGUAAUUGUGUGGAAAUGGCCGCGUGUUCUACCUCUUGUUACCUGUAAAAGUGUAAUGGUAACAUCACACCGCUGGCCAUUUCCGUAUAAUUACCCCUGCUAUCUGCUCUACCUACCCAAUUGGCAUUGUUAGGAGUCUUGCAUUGACUGCGGAGGUUUCAAAUUAAAACGCUUGGUUUGCAUCAUUUUUCUGUCUUUCACAAUUUGCUCUGUCGAGAAUAUUUGUUUGUUCGUUUAGAUAACAGAACUGCGCAUCCUAUUUGUGUUUAUUUAUACUCCCAUCACUUUCAUCUGUUUGAAUCCUAUGCACCGGUGAAAAAUCUGACGUCUGGCACCUUAAGUUUCACCUCAUGACGCAAGGUUCGCAUCUACGUUGAACCCAAACAUAGUCAGAACUCCUCUUCAUCCACGAGACUGUCGAUGGCAACGAUCGUAUUUAAAAAAAAAAAAAAACGCACAACCAUUUACAAAUAAAAAGCACAACUCUCCACAAUAAGCUGGUUUUUGCAACUGCGCUAGCAUGGCUAUGAGGAGCUUAUUAGGAUUUUUUAAAUGUAGCCGAGAUGAUCGCACACUAACCAAAGUAACCCCUCGAACUCGACCUUACUAAAGUUAUAAAAAUAGGAAGUGGCUGCCUAUCUAAAAAUCACUGCUGAUAGAAAUGUCAUUAUUUUGAUGCCUGAGACAGUUAUUGAUACUAAGGGUGUUUUUACGUUUGUUAGUUACAGGCUCGGACACAAAAAGUGGUUCUAUAAUUUUGGUUAGCUUUAAUCGGAUAUGAAGUAAGAAGAGUGAGAUACUUUCACUUCACUUGACGAAUUAGAACCUGAUCUUCUGCCAAAACAUUUAGACUUUCAUUACCUCAGAAAUAACUAGCGUGCAUUCAUCGAGUUAGUACCAUGGUUGGUUUGUAUUUGUUACUCUUUUUUUCAUGUUCAUACAAACUAUAAUAGCACCUUAUAUUACCAGAACGACCUGUUGUAGAUGCAGACAAUUAAAAAGAAAAAAAAACUGUUGCACUAAAACCUAAAUGGACUUUGUGACGUUCGGGCUGCAUCUUUUCCUCAGUGAUGAUCUGUUGGCUUUUUAGUCUACGAAGUUUUCAAACAUGUAGCUGCCCGGUUUGUGUCGCUUGUGUUCUAGCAAUGCUGCGUUACAAUGCAACAGCUGUCGAAACCAGCUGAUUGACACUGUGGACGUUGAGCUGUCUGUGAGCUGUGAUGCCAAAGUGCUGUGUGAAGAUGCAAGUUUAUAUCUUAAAAACAAAAAAAAGGAAGAAAAAAACAGGAUUCUGUGUCAUUGAGAAGUCAUCUGUACAGACAUUCAUGAAUGUGUGUGGAACAAAAUAAUAAAAAACAAAAAGCACCAGCUCAGAUAAGUGUGAGGUUCGCAUUUCAUUUGUUCACUCAAAUAAUGAUCUAAAUGAAUGUUUUAACAUCUGAUCUGGAACCUUAAUGAUUUUUUUUAAUGCCAGAGCUGACUCUAAUAUUAAGUUUGUUGCUAGAAAGGAAUGUACUGACUCAUGUUGGAGCCUUGAAGUCCCAAAUUAAGUUUAAAAAAAAUAGUUGCAAGUUAAAUGUUUCAUCUAAGUGUUUUUUUUUCCCAGUUGAAGCUUAAUAGUCAGCGAAUGCACCAUUGGCUGUGUUUAAUGGGCCGUUGAAUUCUGCAUUUUGUUUAGCUGAAGCUUUUAUUCAAAACGUCUUGUAGUCGAGCAACUAGACUCUGUGGUGUCCAAACUGUUCCACAAAGGGCCGCAGUGGGUGCAGGUUUUUGUUCCACCUUGUCUUUGCAGGGUUUCCGCCAGGAUUUGUUUGAAACAUUUGAAGAUGGGAAAGUUUUGACAUUUACUGAAUUGAUGACAAUAAAAACAGCUGUCCAUAUGUCCUGCCAGAAUGCAUGACUCGAGUUCUGCAAGCAAUGGACUUCUGUUAUUCUCUUUCUUUCUGUUUUUUUUUCUUGGAAAAAUACGCCAAUUCCACCUGCUGCGUUUGGUGUUACCAGUUUCUAUGGAUGUUGUCAAUACGCUUAAUUCCAUGAGGGUUCAUAUUUAAAAAGAGCACGUUUUCUGAUGGAGUGGCGGCUCUCAUUUAAGAUGUGGCGGUGCAAACCCUGCCGUGUCUUUGGAGUGCAGUCAGUUUAUUGCCAGUCAGGUGUUGCUUGUUUCAUUUGCAACCUCAUUGGUUAAGCAGUGUGAUGGUUGGAACAAAAACCUGCACCGGCCCAGCCCUUUCAGUACGGGCUUGUAUGCCCCUGAUAGAGUGAGAGUUAACCUAAGGAUCUUUGCUUUAUCCUUGAACCUCUGCUGCAUUUUGAACCUGCUCCCACACACCUGAGUCUGUAUUUGCAUUGUCAAGUCAUAGAACAUGUACAACUCCUCAUGGUAAUCCAGAACAAAUGCUAAACUUAAUUUUGGGCCGUAAACCGCGAUAAUUACAGGUCUCAUAUAAAUGCACAUAAUCACCUUAGAGUCGCUGUUUUUGGUUGGACGUAACCUCACCAAGGCCAGCGGAUGAAAUGGCUGAAGACAUAAGCUUUUGUGUUGGUGAUGGACUUGCUGAUGUCUCACGCAUAAGCAAGGGUAUAAAUAUAUAUCUAUGGAACCCUGUACAGUAAUCUUUGCCUAGUAGAGUAGGAGCUAUAUUCCUUUAACCAAAUAACAAUGAAUGUACUCAAACCGUGUGUGGUUUUCGUCAAUAGAUCCCUCAAGUAGGUUGGUUUGACUCUCAUGUACAGCCAUUUCUUUUUCUUGGUGUUCUAUCUGUAGACGGAACUUAUUAUUUGGAGUUUUUGUUUUGUUCAGAAGACGCCUGCGUUGGCUUGUUGGAUUACAAAUCUGGAAUUCUUGACACUGGCUCGGAUUAAGUAGCGUGGUUGGGGUUUUGAAAGUGUGUUGUCGUUGACCCGCUGUGACCAUUUGCUGUUAGAUUCGGCUUCCUGUCCUGUUGUUGUGGAUUUUUCUGCCGCAAUUUCUUAAAUUCUUUUCUUAUCCUGCUACUUCCUCCUCCCUGAGGCAAGACCAGUCUUUUUAUCUGAUUUGUCUUUGGCUAGAAGUCAGCUAUGUUGUGUGCAGAUAUGCAUUUGAGUCUUGCUCUCCAACUUGAAUAUUUUAUUUCCCACGAUCCGUUUGGUUGGGUUCUGCGGUCUCCCUUGAGGAUGUGUCUGUCACUGCGACUUGUCUCAUGGCAGGAUGGUAGUUCAUCUACGAUGCAACAAUCGCUUUGAUGUAGAUGUUAGAAGAAGCGUGUUUCAUUGCUUUUUUUCUUGGACCUGUAUUUUUUUUUUCCGAUCACAUUCACCUACAACCAGAUAAACAUGUUAUGUCCAAUCCUCAUAGCUGUCCAUGUGAACACAGCCACAUUGAGUAAACCUGAAUUUGUGCAACACUUAUCAGCCCUAGUCUUCUCUGACUUCGAGAGCAUGUAUUGCCUCGUAGGUAUUGGCCUAAAUCCAAGACUUGUAGACAUCAAAGCAACAUGAAUCGGCUUGGAAUGAAACCUACCUCUCGCUCAACACAAAACCCACCAUUCGUAAUGUUGUAAAUCCAGAUUUGUACGCAAACACUUUGUAAUUUAUGGCUGGUUGUUUUGACUUUUAAGGGACCAAAUUCGUUCGGGUUUGCUUUGUGGCAUUAAAUGGUGCCAACGAUUCUGAAGCGCAGCAAUAAUUUGGGAUUUCGCGUCUCGUCUUAGCACAAGUAGAAGCAACAGAGCAACCGUUGACGUGCUCAAACAGGCCAAUGUUGAAAGCGCGCCGCAAUAAAGUCACGAUAAAACUGCCAAGAGAGAGAACCCAGGCGACGUUUCCAGCCAGCGGUCAUUAAAGCAUUACAAAGGGAACAGUUGCUCUUGAACACAGUUAAACUGCAAAAGGUACCGUGUUGUUUUUACCUCGAGCGGGAAUCUGUUUGUGCCUUUUGUCGAACCCCUUUCUGCUUUUUCCAGUUUUCUAUCUCGCACUCAAAAUUCUUUUUCCAAACACAAUCUGCUGCACGAGAAAGCGACUCCCGUUGAUGAUUUUCAUGCAACUUUGUGUCAAGAUGCUGCGAAGAAAGAUCAGUAUUUGUGUUUUGCACUUUCAAAGCAGUCUGAAAAUAAGUCGCCUGAUAGGGCAGUGACAAACAACGAAAAAAAAAAAAAAUCCCAACGAGGUAUUUUAAGCUAUUGAUAGGGAUUAUACGGAAUAAUGUCUUUUGAAGAGCUUUUCUAAAAAGUUUGAGAUAUAUAAAUAUAUAUAUUUACAUUCAUGAAGUACCUCAUAAGCCUGAAAUAUGCUGCAUUGACUUUUCUUCUUUGGUGUACUUCAUAUUGUCUGACAAAUAUCUAAUCCUGUUUGGGAGGUUUGAAUGUCACAGUUUGUGCACGUGCUGUUACACCUUGUGGCCAUACAGUAACACGUCAUUUAUGCAAUUUGUAGCGUCACUGGAUUACUCUCGGAGCUGUAGCUGCAUUAUUUGUCUUGUCUUUUUCGUAUUGCCAAAAAUCUAAAAAUGUAGUUUACAUGCACCGUCACCCCCCCUCCCCGCCCUCUCCACCAGCCCUGAGCUGGACUACGACUGUUGACUCGGGUAUCGCCGUUUAAAAAGGGCUUUAUCUGAUCACCUGCACCUUUGUCUUAACAAAACCUUCAACUUUUAUUUAGAGGUUCUGAAUUGGCCUUAAAGCAAAAAAAAUGUGCACCACCAUGAUUUGAAUCCCAAAUUCACGCCAUCUACCUCCUGUGAAUGUAGGAGCUGUCCUGGAGUGUAGUGUUGAAAUCCACGCCCA